Molecule: messenger RNA, 573 nt
Organism: Botrytis byssoidea
Lineage: Eukaryota; Fungi; Ascomycota; Leotiomycetes; Helotiales; Sclerotiniaceae
Exons: 2
Coding region: 1-573 (190 amino acids)
Source: RefSeq, a predicted model, not a curated record
AUGGGCUCAAUCAAUACCACCAUGGACUGGACACCCGCCGAGUCUCACCCAGGCGAUCAUGCUCACUUAAAAUCGGGCGACUUGAUUGAAGUUGGUGAUAAGGAGGAAGAACAAGACCGCAGUCCACAAAGAAACGAGCAGCACAACGCAAAGAAAGGCCGGGAUGACAAAAAAGAAGACAGAAAACGCCGUCACAACAUCGCCAAUGUCCAUGCUCUGCAACACAGGAAAGGCCCGUCUGUCUCUACAUCAAAGCCUACAGCCAAAAGAGGCCGCGAAGAUAAUGAAGAUGACGAGACCUCAGAUGGACAGCAGGACAACACAGUAAACCAAAGAGCUUCCAAGAAGAAUUGUGGCAAAGCCGUCAAGGAUCGUAGAGUCUUGAGCCUUGCCUUCUUCGAGCUUGUUGAAAGAGGCGGAGGAGAAAUUCGAUACGACAUUAAGGAGGACCCGUGGGGAUUAUCCAAAAAUGGCACUGUCGCUAAAAUUUCUUUGGAAAUGAGCACAAAGCGAUUUGAAGACGAAAUGUCUAUGCUCGAUGCGGCAAUGGGUGGAACUUCGUUCAAUCAAUAG